ACAGUCCGGGUAGGCUAUGCUUUCGGUUGGGCUCCUGUGUGUUUCUGGGUUUAGUAUGAAAGUCAGGCUAAGAGAAGAGAUGCUGCUGUUAAAUCUUCAGCACAGUUUAUUCAUAUUCACCACUUUUUGCUCACUCCUCAUGUGUGGGUGUGCUGAGGAGUGCAGCAGCAGCAUGUACCCUCCCAAAGGCCCAACGUUUAAAGGUAAUGUAACCUGGUACACUGUAAACCUGGAUUUACCCCCCAGUGAGAGGUGGACUCAUGUGAUUAAGGAGAAGAAAGCUGAACUGGUUACGAUGAUACAGGCAAUAAAAAGGUUUGCAGGUAACUUUUUCCAUGGAAAAUUGAUUGAUGUAGUGGAUAAGGAGCUGCCGUUGAUUGUGGACACACUCCCUCCCCCGUUCAGUCAGGAAAUUAAAGGAAUCGCUGCUGUCUCUGGUAUUCCUUUAGGAGAGGUUGUGCUGUAUAAUAUCUUCUAUGAAGUUUUCACCGUGUGCACAUCAGUAGUCGCGGAGGAUCUAAAAGGCAAUUUAUACCAUGCUCGGAAUAUGGACUUUGGAUUGUUCAUGGGGUGGGAUAUCAAAAAUCAAACUUGGACCCUGACGGAAAAGCUUAAACCGCUGGUGGUGAACGUAGACUUUCAGCGGAAGAGCAGAACAGUGUUUAAGUCGACCGGUUUUGCAGGAUAUGUGGGCGUUCUCACUGGAAUUAGACCUAAAGAGUUCACACUGACGAUGAACGAGCGCUUCGAUGUUGAUGGAGGAUACAUAGGCAUCCUGGAAUGGAUUCUUGGUAAGAGGGAUGGAAUGUGGAUGAGCUUCCUCACUCGCAGAGUUCUGGAAAAUGCAACCAGUUAUAAAGAUGCUCAGACCCAGCUUGCCCUGACCAAACUGCUGGCCCCUGCCUACUUCAUCUUAGGUGGAAACCAGACAAAUCAGGGUUGUGUGAUAACUAGAACCAGGAUCAACACACUGGACAUCUGGGAGAUUGAUUUGAGGCUUAACAGGUGGUAUGUGCUUGAAACGAACUAUGAUCACUGGGAACAGCCGUUCUUCCUGGACGAUCGGCGAACUCCAGCUAUGAAGUGUAUGAAUAAAACCACACGAGCGAAUAUCAGCUUGCAGACGAUAUAUGAUGUUCUUUCAACCAAACCAGUUCUAAACAAGCUGACCACCUAUACAUCACUAAUGGAAGUUUCAACUGGUAAACUGGAGUCGUAUAUCAGGGCCUGUCCGAAUCCCUGUACCCCCUGGUGAUUCAGACCCCACAACCAAAUACACGGCACUGCUGGAGGUGAAAAGCUGCUGCAUCACGUUUAAACUGUUCUAAUGCAAAUUUCAUAAACUGUAAACUCUACCUCUAACAUAAAAUGUCACUGUGGUUAAUAUUAUUAAUAUUACUGUUAUUGUUGCUUUAAUAUUGUCAAUAUUUCUCACAUAUCUGCUGGAACUGUUGUAAAGUGUAAAUAUUAUGUAUGUUAUGGAUGACUGGCAUGAUCCCUGACUGUAUUUUGUAAUUAUAUUAAUAAACAUUUUUUUAAUUA
Molecule: messenger RNA, 1542 nt
Organism: Astyanax mexicanus (Mexican tetra)
Lineage: Eukaryota; Metazoa; Chordata; Actinopteri; Characiformes; Acestrorhamphidae
Gene: asah1a
Product: N-acylsphingosine amidohydrolase (acid ceramidase) 1a
Exons: 14
Coding region: 17-1255 (412 amino acids)
Biological process (GO): fatty acid metabolic process
Cellular component (GO): lysosome
Molecular function (GO): N-acylsphingosine amidohydrolase activity; fatty acid amide hydrolase activity
Source: RefSeq, a predicted model, not a curated record